Molecule: messenger RNA, 785 nt
Organism: Perca flavescens (yellow perch)
Lineage: Eukaryota; Metazoa; Chordata; Actinopteri; Perciformes; Percidae
Gene: cklf
Product: chemokine like factor
Exons: 4
Coding region: 68-520 (150 amino acids)
Cellular component (GO): membrane
Source: RefSeq, a predicted model, not a curated record
AAAGGAAAUCGCUAGUUUCCGGAAACAGACAGAGUGAGCUGUCUUUCACAAAUUAACUCAUAUCAUCAUGUCAGAGGACCAUAAUGGAACAACAACCAUGGAGGUGGACACUACUUUUAUCAAAUCCAAGAGGGGGAUCUUGAAAGUGGCAGAGAUGGGGACUCUGCUUGUGGCAUUUGUGUCUUUCGCUGUAGCAUCCACACCCAGGUACAUUGCAGCCACACUGUUGGAGCUUGUGAUCACUUCCCUCCUGUUGGCGCUGUACAUGUUCAAAGUCAACAAGAGGCUGACUUUCUUCUUUUGGCCUCUCAUUGAUGUUUUUAAUUCAGUGUUUGCAGCUGUCUAUUUUAUUGUCUUGAGCCUGGUGGCAUUGACUACAUACACUGUCACAGGCACACUGGUUGGAGGGAUAGUUGGUUUAAUGUCAGCUGGGCUGCUGUGCGUGGACAGCUACAUGCUUUUCAAAAACAUCACAUUCAACAAUCGAAGAAGUGAAACCCAGGAUCAAGACAACCAAUGACUAAAUCAAUUACAUGACAUGAAUACAGUAUACUUUGUGAGCAGUUCAAAUCCAUACCACUGAUUAAUUUCCUUUAAAGUUAUUGUAAGGCUGUACUCUGGACAAUGAUUCAGAGUUCCAGGAUUCAGCAUAUUUCAGAUUCCAACUGUAUUCAAAUUGGUGCUGCAACUUAUUUUUGAAAGAUGUUUUUCGAUAUUUUAAAUUGACAGAAAUCUAAUGUACACAACAAAUAUCAAUAAAGAUUUUUUUUUUCUUUGCCUUGUGA